AUGAUGGAUGUGCCGCAUAUGGAGGAGGUGAUCCGCAGCAGCUUCGAAGCCAUCAAGGGCAAGGGGCCCAACGACCGCAGUCUACCCCGCAGCUUCAUCCUCCGCGUUGUGGGGCUCUGGCUGGUGGACAUGAUGGUGUUUCCCUCCUACGUGUCUUUCCUUCUCGAAAUCCCGCCGACAAGCUCCGGCCUGGGCCACGGCACCGUGCCGACAGGAUUUCGAGAGUGGAUCGCCGACAGGACGGCGUGGCCGCACCGCACACGGUUCGUGAUGGGCGCUGGCGUUUUCACGGAAACGGCGGCGGUCUUGAUGGCGAGAGCUAGGGUCGCCAAGCUCGAUGUGGGGGCGGAGCUUGCGCGGUACCUUCGCGCCGAGGUUCUUGCUGCGAGGGGCGAUGAUGUCGCGGCACCGUGUGCGGCAUCCAUGACGCCCGAGAUUGCAGGCCUGGGGGUUGUGUUGACCUCGGUCUGCGAGAUCAUGGAGGCUAGGAAUGCGGCGGAGGCGGGGUCGGGGACGGAGGAGGCCGCAGGGGCGGGAGCAGCAGCGAUGGGAGAGGACUCUUGUCGCAGCGGUAGCUCUCCAAGUGUCCCUGACAGCGAGGAAGUAGCCACCAAGGCAUCCCCGUGCGUGGCAGCAUCAUUUUGUCAUGAGGAGGGAGAGGAGGAGAAGCAGAAAGAGGGAGGGGAGAGAAAGAAAAAAGGGGCGUACGGAGAGGAGUUGGGGGGGUGGAAAGAGGAGAACGAGCAGGGGCGGGAGCAGCACAGGGGGGUCGAGAAGGGAGUGUCAGCCCCAGCUUUCGACGACGCGGUGGAAGGAGAGGUUGCCCAAGAGUCCGCCCUCGUCAUGAAGAGCCACGUGCAGGGGCGGGGGGUCAGAGGGCGUUGCAGAGGUGGUGACGAGGCGAGCGAGGACAAGGUUGCUCUGAUCCUGACACGGCUCGGGCAGCUGCAGCACAUGGUGGUCGACGGCUUUGCCUCUCUGAAGACUGACCAGACCCUUGCUCGGCUCUCGUCGUCAUGUGACAGGGAGGCGGGGUCAAGCGGCGCUGGCGGUGCUGGCGUGUGCGGGUUUGGCGGUGGCAUGUGGACAGGGACGGCUACGCGGGGCGUGGGAGAGCCGUGGACGAAAGACACUGGUUCGGCGGUGUCUUCGGCGACGGGAGCAAGGGGAGGCGAGCGGCCCCGCCCGCUGCAGCCCCGCAAAGGUUCGAGCGGGAAGCAGCAGCAGCAGGAGGAGGAGGAGGGGGAUGUGAAGGUGUCGAGCGUCGGGGCGAGAGGGGAAGAAGGAGCCCGAUGCUGGGAGGACGCGGUGGCGACGACCCCGGCAAAGGGAACGCCCGACCAGUGUCCCGAGAGGCACGUGGAGAGCGAUGACGAGGGCCCGGCGGCAACAGGGGGUGCCGUGAUGCUGGGAGAGCCGAUCACGGACUCCAAGGUUCUGAUGGCCGUGAGGAUGCCCGAAGCGACAGCGUCGGCGGAGGCCGACGUGUCGUGUGGAGGCGGCGCGGGGACGGAGCACGAGGCAUCCGGCGGUUUGGAGAAGGCGUCUGGCGAGGUCCCGGUGUUCGAGGCGACGGCGGCGUCGAGGAGGGCUCGUGGUGGAAGUCGACGGUGCUAG
Messenger RNA from Ectocarpus siliculosus, 1617 nucleotides. The record is from the annotation of a GenBank genome assembly. Lineage: Eukaryota; Phaeophyceae; Ectocarpales; Ectocarpaceae.